Messenger RNA from Gadus macrocephalus (Pacific cod), 1991 nucleotides. It is a transcript of the gene rec114, whose product is annotated as REC114 meiotic recombination protein. The record is from RefSeq and is a predicted model, not a curated record. The transcript is spliced from 6 exons. Lineage: Eukaryota; Metazoa; Chordata; Actinopteri; Gadiformes; Gadidae. Bases 397 to 1083 code for a protein of 228 amino acids.
CCACUCACCGCGGCCUCAGUGUAGUUUUUCCCACCGCGGCUUUAGCGUUAAGGGCUUUUAAUGGUUCCACGUUCCCGCAACGCCAUGACCACGCAGACGCCUCAACGCAGUCGUGAACGUUUACAGGAUUUAGUAAGAGGACCAAUCACAGCCCUUGCUGCGGCGUCCCACGACGGAAAGUUACGAUUUUUGGGAGGCGAACGUCCGGCCCUUGCGGUGGACGCAAGGAGGGUAUGCAAGGACGUAAGGGGUCCGUAACCCCCUGGCGUUGCGGGAACGUGGAACCAUAAAAAGCCCUUAUUCUACUCACCGCUUCGUCAGUGUAGUAGGCCCUACCACUGACUGCGGCUUUAGUGUAGUUUUACUGGUCGCAGCUUCAGUGUAGGUCUAUUCAUCAUGGCUACCAGCUGUCGGUGGAUUCUGAAGCGCUAUGCCCGUUUUCUGCCAGGGUCGAAAGGUGAAGGAGAUAAGUGGAAGGUAUUUGAAGCAGAGGGCAGUAAACGUGAGCUGGUGCUGACCAUCGUGGAGUCUGGACACAUGCUGGUGUCCCUUGGACAGGAGCUCUUGGAAGGAAUAUCUUUAAUUGGGGCAACAGAAUUUCUCAAAGUACAGAGGAAAAAAGAUAGCCUGCUUUUUCGUUGUGCUGUAAAGGGAGAGAGCCGGCUGAUGCGGAUGCAGUUUGGUGGUAGCAAAGCUGAGGCUCAGGAGGAGUGCUCCAGCGCUGUUGUCAAGCUGACUGAGUACCUGCCUGUCACCACUCAAGAUGAGACAGCAUCACCUUCCUCCUGUGUCUCUGCGCUGCCAAAUCAGCCCCCUACUGCGACGACCACAACAACAGAGCAGACUGCACAGAGGGAGCCGGUGACAAGUGAACCCGAGACGGUACAUGGAUCCUUGUCCAUCCAACGUCUCGCCCAGCACUUCAUCGGGCAGCAGGGCCUGUCCCUGCCCCUGGUGUACCGCCACAGUCCCCUGCCAGCAGGCGACCUGGAGCCCUUCCUGCGGGCCUGUCUGCUGGACUCCAGCUUCCCCGCCUUUGUGGAGGAGGUGGAGGGCGAGAUGAGGAAGCUGCUUCUGGACUGAUCUCCACAGCGGAGGGAGUGAAGGUCAAAUCAGGUCAUCCGUUAUCUUCUCUUCUUACUGUGUGUGCGUAGGCCGAGCUUGUGUGUCGGUGGUAUGGAGAUGUUGAUUACAUCAUACCGUUAUUUCAUGCUGUUUAUAUGUUUUGUUAAACGGGGUGACUGGCUAGUGUUCAUUUUUUGAUCUAUGUUAUUUGCUUUGUCCGACGAUGACCAUGAACAACGCGAUGACUUUGUUUUAUAGGUUUUUUUUAUUUAGAAAAAAAAUAUUGGUCUCAUUUGUAAGAUCGUGGCUCGUUACUGUGGUCCCUCAUUCCAAACCCAAGUCAGGUCCAUUUGCACCUCAACACACAUAGAUACACUGUAUUGAUAGGAGUCAUGCAGCUACAGCAGUGUAUUUUGCUAGUCAGCUUCCAAGUGUUCCCACGAUAUUAAAGCUUCACUGAGUAUAACAAACUGCCCUCCAUAUAUCUAUUUAUGAAUACAUAUUGCAUAGGAUUAUAGCCAUGCUGUACAUUUGAAGAGAGAGAAAAAUAAAGAUAAAAAUCAAUCCAUUAAAUUGGGAAAUAUAAAAAUUAUUUUUUUUUUUUACAGAUUUGCUAUCAUUUGAACACUCAUACCGCAACAUAUACAAGACACCUAAGAUAAUCUGGAAAAAAAUAAUCAUAAUACACUUUUUCAUUAGCUAGUUUUAACACACAAUAGUCAUUUUCUUUAAUCACUCUCAGUUAAAUACUGCCACAGUCAUUGAAGCCCUUGCCUCACCAUAAAAGUUGCGUUAAAAGUGGACUCUAGUCACAAAAUCAAACAUACUUAAAUGACCAUGAUAUGCUGUACAAACCUUUCAAGAAUAUACCGAUAUCUUUUUGUUAAAUUCAAGAUGACUCCAUAAAAAAGGAAGGGAAAAUAGGU